Molecule: messenger RNA, 1328 nt
Organism: Aaosphaeria arxii CBS 175.79
Lineage: Eukaryota; Fungi; Ascomycota; Dothideomycetes; Pleosporales
Product: alpha/beta-hydrolase
Exons: 8
Coding region: 172-1188 (338 amino acids)
Molecular function (GO): hydrolase activity
Source: RefSeq, a predicted model, not a curated record
AUCAAAUUCCGGGCCGGCACCUCCUCGCUGUUGCACUCAUAAUAUAUUGCGUCUGCUAGACGUCGUUCUAAUCUAAUUGCUUGCCAUAAUCCUCCUUCUCCAUUUCCAUAAUUCCGUUAUACUAGAAACACCAGGGGCGAUAAGGCACAUCAAUCCAUCUCGCAUUGCGUCAUGUCGCUUCAGCCAAUCGAACCCGACGACAGUCGGAUCGAACAUAAGACGGCUGUACUGAAUGGGCUCAAUUACCACUAUCUCUACGCUGUCCCUCCUGGCGGUCAAUUCAAUGCUACCGUCUUUCUGAUUCAUGGAUGGCCCGACCUAAGCCUUGGUUGGAGAUACCAGAUCCCUCAACUUCUGGGCAUGGGCCUUCGGGUCGUGGCGCCAGAUUUAAUGGGAUUCGGAGGCACAGACGCCCCCAAAGUUCCUCCCAAUCCCAUUAAUCUAUACGGUCUCAAGAGAGCCUCAGAUGACAUCGCAGCUCUUGCCAAACACGUUGGCGCGGAGCAGAUCAUUCUUGGAGGCCAUGACUGGGGAGGCUUCGUCGUGUGGCGAUGUGCACAAUGGUAUCCCAAAUUGAUCUCUCAUGUGUUCGCAGUCUGCACCCCUUACACUCCACCCCAUGAGCAAUAUCUCUCCCUGGAGGACCUUGUUAAAGGCCCGUUGCCACAGUUCGGCUACCAGAUUCAUCUGGCUUCGGGCGAGGUCGAGAAGAGCGUCAAUGAUGAGCAGUCCAUUCGCCAAUUCCUGAAAGGCAUCUAUGGAGGCCGCGGACCGAACAGGGAGGAGCCGUUCGACCCGCACAAAGGCGUUCUCGUCGAAAAUCUUCCCAUCAUUGGUGAUAGUAGACUCCUGAACGGCAAGAUCCUCGACUACUACGUGAAAGAAUAUUCCCGCCACGGAAUUCACAGCACUUUGAACUGGUAUCGAACGAGGAGAGCGAAUUGGGAAGAAGAUCAGGGAUUGCUCGAUAAAAAGCAGAUCCAUACUCCUGCAUUGUUCAUCCAGGCCACAUUUGACUCCGUCUUGAAGCCAGAGAUGUCCCAAAGUAUGGAUCAGCUCAUUCCAAAUUUGACCAGAGGAGAGGUCGCUUCUACGCACUGGGCUCUGACCCAGAAGCCGGAGGAAGUAAAUGCUAUUAUCCGGAAAUGGUUGGAAAAUCAGGGCUUUGGAACAAGGAGUUCUUUGUAAACUUUGUAGCAAAACGACCUGAGGCAAUUUCCAUAGUCUCGUGGCCAAGUUUGUGGAGAUUACACCGUAGCAGGUCUCUCCACAAAACGGCUUCGGUUUUUGAUAAUUGAGUUUACGUGCGGCUCUAUCGUUGACUUUUC